Messenger RNA from Aplysia californica (California sea hare), 958 nucleotides. RefSeq lists its product as uncharacterized. The record is from RefSeq and is a predicted model, not a curated record. NCBI's taxonomy places the organism in Eukaryota, Metazoa, Mollusca, Gastropoda, Aplysiida, Aplysiidae.
CUCCAUAAGCUCUAUUGUAGGCCUACCUAUCGGAAGAAAAUUUAGGCUCAGGAAUCGACACACCAAAACAUAUUUAUCAGUUAGUAUUUUUAAAAGGCGAGGCCCGUCCGCGGUUCUGGAUCAACCCUGGUCCCGGCAGUCAGGAGCCUGCAGUGGUCAGCGUGGCGUGGUGUGAGCUCUGUCACCCACAUCACUUCAACAUGCCGCGGCUGAGCAACACCAAAAGGUCAAAGGGGAGACCCAGCAACAACAAAGCAGAGCGUCAGCGAAACACUGAUGACGUCAUGGAGGGCGGGGUUGGCAGCAAGGUCGAUGACGUCAUGAUGGCCGGCGACAACGACAUGGUGGUCAAGGUGUAUCCAGCCUUCCUGGUGCCCUACACCAAUAAGACUCUGCGGCUGCGCCUGGUGUUCACAGACGCCAAAGUUCGGCAGAUGAUCGGGGAGCACGGCCACCUCAAGCACGACACGGACUCCGAGCCUAUGCAGGAGACCUCACACCUAGUGCGGACUGUCCACUCGCUGCGGAUACAGCUGGGAUACAGGAGAAGCGUUUCAGCUGAGCCUGGAGCCUCCCUGCCCGGACCUGACCCCUGAGGACUUUCCAGACGGGAAUGGCGAGAUUCCCGCCGUUCUGGGCAGCUACAGACGCACGCUGGACACAUCCCCAGAGAGGCAGCUGGAGUUCAGCGUCCGGCUCUUCCACUGGUACAACCAGACCGGACCCUCACAGUGCAACAAUGACCACAGUAGUUGCCUGAAUACGUAGCCCCAACCAAGGAAGUUAUAUACAGUUGUUGUAAGGUCCUUGGCCACAACCCAAGAUAGUGUACAGUAGGUCUAUAACGAUCUUUGCUCCAAAUCCAACUUCACAGUCGAAGAUUGAUACACGACUCUUUGUGCACUUCUAAAUAAUCGAAUACUAAUGAUGAGAAUAAAAAUAAACCUUAAACAAACAG